AUCUAAUUCAUUUACCCUCCUUAUUUACAGCUUUAAUUGUUGUUGAAGGGUUACGUAACAGUCCAAAUUGUGCCAAGAAGAAGAAAUGCAGCAACCGAGAAAUUGUAAAGCAGCACCGGCGGUGGAUACAAUCAGUAGUUUACCGGAUUCGAUUCUGAGCCGCAUACUCUCUCUUCUUCCCAUCAAAGAUGCAGUUGCCACAAGCAUUCUGUCAAAGAGAUGGAUUCAUAUAUGGCACUUUGUGGACAGUAUCGACUUCGCUGACAUCGUCAUAGUGAAUAGCAUUGAAUCUAAUUUCAGUUUUAACCAGUUUAUGUACUCCGUUUUGCUCUCUCGAUACGCCGCUGACUCUCAUUUCAUCAAAAGUUUCAACCUCCAGAUUGAAUACAAUAACCCUAAUCUUGCCUAUAAUUUAGGGUUUCCCAAUGUCAACAAAUGGAUUAACCUUAUUGUUAAAGGUGGACUCAAGUAUCUUCGUCUCCAUCUCAAUGUAGGUGACGUUGAUGUUGGUGAUAGUGAUGAUGACAAAUUACCUAAAUUGCCAAUAGGUAUUCUUACUUGCAGAACACUAGUAAGUCUCGACCUGCUUCGAUUCCGUGUGAAGGAUUUCUCAUUUUCUUCUAUUGGAUUUGGAUUUCCAUCACUCAAUGUCCUUCAAUUGACGGAUAUAGUAUUUCAUCAAGUUCGAGAUUUUAUGUUGCUUCUGGCCGGAUGUCCGAUUCUUAAGUAUCUACAAGCGGAAGCUAUAUGCUUCUAUCGCGAGGAAGAGGAAGAUUCUCUUACCAUUCAAGAGUUUAAAAGCUUAAGCUUACCCAAAUUGGUUAAUGCAGAUAUCACUCAAUGUUGGUUUUCAUGUUUUCCUGUGAAUGCUCUUUCUAAUUCGGAGAUUUUGUGUAUAGACACUUACAUGUUAUGCACAAAAGACCACGGGGUGAAUCAGCAGCUAUGCCCUUGCAAUGAUAUUCCUAUCUUUCAUAAUUUGACCAAAUUGGAGCUCCAUGAUAGGUUGGAAUUGGUACUGCUAGUGCUCCAACACUGUCCUAAGCUUCAAAAACUUGAACUUAAACAGGAGAUAUAUGAUCUAGCGGGGAAUGAAGAUGGUCAGCAAAAUUGGGUUGAACCAGAAUUUGUCCCACAAUGCCUUUCAUCAUACCUUAGAACUUGCAGUAUUCAUAUCAUUUUAAGCUUACCAAGUGUUGACUUACUACAAAGUGAGCUUAUGUUAGCAAAAUAUAUUUUGAAGAAUGCAAGAAAUUUACAAACCAUGAAAAUCUGGAACAUUCAUCCUGAAAUAGAAAGAAAAUUGUCCACAUGCCCAAAGGCCUCUGCAACAUGUCAACUUUUAUUUUAUCGAUGAUAAUAUAUAGACUGUGUAAAUUGUAGUUUCUCUAUCCUGCUUGUUGUUUCAUUAGCUUCUACUCUGCAACUGUUUGAUUUGGUGAUUUGAACUUUGAACGAUGAGCUAUUAUGGAGGUCAUGACUUUAUCACUGGAGAAAAUUAUCUUUAAAUGAUUUAGUUAGUACUUAUCUACCCUA
Trifolium pratense (red clover) is the source of this 1536-nucleotide messenger RNA. Its product is annotated as FBD-associated F-box protein At5g56370-like. The coding region runs from base 86 to 1357 and encodes 423 amino acids. Lineage: Eukaryota; Viridiplantae; Streptophyta; Magnoliopsida; Fabales; Fabaceae. The transcript has 3 exons. The record is from RefSeq and is a predicted model, not a curated record. Gene Ontology annotation, molecular function: protein binding.